AUGAGUUUAUUGAAACUUGCAGGCCAGGUUGGCCUACAACUAUUGAAACGUUCUAAUACAGACGACCAGGGAGAUGUCGCUAUACCUGAUGAUGAUUCCCUCGACGAAACUAACCCUGUGGAGGAUGAAAUUUUUUCCCUGUGGGCGUUAUUCAUUUUACUCUUCCUCCUCGGACUGGCGUUGUGGUCUUCCUACUUUCUACAGCAGCGACGGAUUAGGGCGAUCCACGAAACAGUGCUUUCAAUUUUUUAUGGAAUGAUCGUGGGUCUUAUUAUUCGUGUAUCUCCAGGUCAUUACAUUCAAGAUGCGGUUAAGUUCAAUCUGGGGUAUUUCUUCAACAUAUUAUUACCCCCAAUCAUUUUGAAUAGUGGAUAUGAGCUUCACCAAGCUAAUUUUUUCCAUAACCUUGGUUCUAUUUUAACAUUUGCUAUACCAGGGACUUUCAUAUCAGCUAUGGUGUUGGGUAUCAUUUUAUAUGUGUACACAGCCCUAGGAUUAGACGGAAUUGACUUGGAAUUCGUUGAUGCUUUAUCGGUCGGCGCUACUCUUUCUGCUACGGAUCCCGUGACAAUUCUCAGCAUCUUUAAUGCCUAUAAAGUGGACCCCAAAUUAUACACAGUUAUCUUCGGUGAGUCAUUGCUCAACGACGCCAUCUCGAUUGUUAUGUUUGAAACUUGUCAGAAAUUCAAGGGUCACGCUGUUGGCUUCUCAUCUUUAUUCGAAGGUAUGGGUUUGUUUUUAAUGACGUUCACGAUAUCAACGAUGAUUGGAUUGAUGGUUGGGGUUGGAGUUGCUUUACUCUUGAAACAUAGUCAUAUUCGCCGUUACCCUCAAAUUGAAACUUGUCUCGUGCUUUUGUUCGCUUACGAAACGUAUUUCUUUUCGACGGGUGCACAUAUGUCAGGGAUUGUAUCAUUACUCUUUUGUGGUAUCACUCUCAAACACUAUGCUUACUACAAUAUGCUGAGACGAACACAAAUCGCCAUAAAGUACAUCUUCCAGUUGUUAGCACAGCUUUCAGAGAAUUUCAUUUUCAUAUAUUUGGGUUUGUCAUUGUUCACAGAAGACCAGUUGGUAUUCAAGCCAUUGCUCAUCAUUAUAACUUUCAUGCUGAUAUGCAUCGCUCGUUGGUCGGCAGUGUUCCCAUUAUCGCGCUUCCUCAAUUGGAUCUAUCGAGCUCGGUUUAGCAGGUUUCAACGACCCGGCUCCCUUUCAGUUGAAGCGGUCCCUGAUGAGAUAAGUCACCUGUACCAAAUGAUGAUCUUCUGGGCUGGCUUACGGGGUGCUGUUGGGGUUGCUCUUGCUUUAGGAAUCAAAGGUGAGUACAAGUGGACUUUAUUGGCAACGGUCUUGGUUGUAGUUGUGCUCACUGUGAUCUUGUUUGGUGGUACAACCGCACUGAUGCUUGAAAUUCUCGGUAUCAAAACGGGUUGCAUUGAUGAGUCAAACGAAAGCGAUGAUGACUUCGAUAUCGAGGCUCCCCGUAUUGUGCAACAAAGUGUGUAUGGAUCUCGACGUUAUCCUCAAGGACCACAAACUCCGCAAGGUGUCCAACCGUACAAGGAUGACAUCAGAUCACGCACUCAGCUGUCGGUCUCACUCCAGGGAAUUUACCCUACAAGAUCGCGGAGUUCACGGAAUUCUUCGCAAGCUGAUUUGGCAUAUCAACAGGAUGAUGACCAACUUGAGGUACAAGCGCUGGGCGCCACCGAGGGUGGGUUGUUGAGUAAUAUUUUGAGUGUCGAGGAACAUGCCAAGUGGUUCACAAAGUUUGAUGAACAAGUUCUCAAGCCUGUUCUUCUCGAUCAACCUGGGAGUCCACGUCCCGAUCAAAGUCCACGGCCUGAGUAG
Messenger RNA from Diutina rugosa, 1851 nucleotides. It is a transcript of the gene NHX1, whose product is annotated as bifunctional K:H/Na:H antiporter. The transcript has a single exon. Bases 1 to 1851 code for a protein of 616 amino acids. Lineage: Eukaryota; Fungi; Ascomycota; Pichiomycetes; Serinales; Debaryomycetaceae. Gene Ontology annotation, molecular function: sodium:proton antiporter activity. Gene Ontology annotation, cellular component: fungal-type vacuole membrane; late endosome; early endosome. Gene Ontology annotation, biological process: vacuolar acidification; proton transmembrane transport; sodium ion transport. The record is from RefSeq and is a predicted model, not a curated record.